This is a messenger RNA of Medioppia subpectinata, 2591 nucleotides long. Lineage: Eukaryota; Metazoa; Arthropoda; Arachnida; Sarcoptiformes; Oppiidae. The record is from the annotation of a GenBank genome assembly.
GGACGGACGCCACGACUGAUCACUACCACGACGUGACGAACACAAAGAUGCCAUUAAUAAAAAUCCGGAUUUACUGCUCGGCUCUUAUCUUCCGGGAUAUACUCAUAGCCACCGAAGUGAUCAGAGAUGGAAGACUCGGUUCCUAUCGAUACCAGAGUUUUGGCAAAGAUUUCGAUAAAAUCCAAUCAAAUGAGUAUUACUUGGGUUUAGGAAAGGGUCGGGACUUGUCGUCACUCGAGUGGACGGACGCCACGACUGAUCACUACCACGACGUGACGAACACAAAGAUGCCAUUAAUAAAAAUCCGGAUUUACUGCUCGGCUCUUAUCUUCCGGGAUAUACUCAUAGCCACCGGUAAAAUACCGCCAUUUUCUAACAUAUCUGAGCAACAAAUUGGUCACGAGUUUGCCGGCCGUCGGGCCGAUACCGGCGAACGGGUUGUGGGUUUAAAUUACGGCAAGAGUGUGACCACCAGUACUCGAGUGGAGCCGUAUUUGUUCACAACAAUACCCGACAACUGGUCUAUGGAAGAGGCGGUCACUAUAUUGAGCCCGUAUUUCACGGUAUGGUAUGGAUUGAUAGAGAGGGCACAUAUCAGGCGAGGUGUGGGUCAGGCGGCCAUUAAUGUGUGCCAACACUACGGCUGCGAUAUAUACGCGACGGUCGGCACCGAAGAGAAGAAACAGUUUCUCAUAAAUACAUACAAAAUACCGGCGAAGAAGAUAUUGUCGUCGAGAAGUACUCAAUACAAGAGUCAAGUGAUGCGCGCGACUGCCGGACGGGGAGUGGAUUUGGUGCUCAACUCUUUGGCCGGCGAUAUGUUUGACGCGAGCUAUGAGUGUGUGGGCACAGGAGGACGGUUUGUGGAGUUGGGAAAAAUGGAUUUCUUUCAGAACCGAAAGCUCCCGAUGUAUAACCUAUUGAGGGAUUUGUGUAUUAUUUGCGUUUCGCUGGACGAGAGUGUUAUGGCCCGGGAGUACAUAUUUGACGCGUUUUACGCUUGGGUUCACCAGAACUGCACCAAUGGUUGCGUAAAACCGUUGAAUCGGACGGUAUUUCCGGCCGCAGACGCGGAGAAGGCUUUCCGAUACAUGACUACCGGUAAACAUAUCGGGAAAAUAGUUAUCCGUAUUCGUGAAGAGGAGGCGAACCGAAAGCCGUGGAAACUUAUAAAACCGGCCAAUAAUAUGAUUGUCAGUACAAAGACUUACUUCAAUCCCAAUAAGACUUAUAUAAUAACUGGAGGUUUGGGUGGCUUUGGGUUAGAGUUGUGUCAAUGGAUGGUAUAUAACGGGGCGAAGAGAUUGGUGUUGACCUCCCGUUCGGGCAUUAAAAAUAAUUACCAGAAAUAUAUUAUCAAUCGUUUGAAAGCUUUCGGCAAAACAAACAAAACUUUUGAGAACGAAGUAAUCGUCUCUUCGGCCGACUGUUUCACUAUUGAGAGCGCAAAACAACUGCUAAAUGAGUGCAAAGGGUUGGGCGCACCCAUCGGUGGUGUCUUUCAUUUGGCCCUCGAGUUAAACAAUUGUCUCUUCAGUGAAAUAUCUUUCGAUGCAUUUAUGAGAACCGUUGACAUCAAAGAGAAGAUAUGCAAGAAUUUGGAUCAAUUGAGCCGAGAAUUGGACUAUAAUUUAGACCAUUUUGUGGUGUUUUCGUCGGUAUCGGUGGGAAUGGGAGUCGAGGGACAACUGAACUAUACUUAUGGUAACUCUAUUUGCGAUCGCAUUUGCGAACAGAGACAGAGGGACGGCCUGUCGGGUCUGGCCAUACAGUUUGGUCCGAUCGGUGACGUCGGCGCUAUGCAUGAGAUGACACAAGUGUUCGCAUUCAUGACAACUCAGAAACAACGGAUCCAUUCGUGUUGUGAAGUAUUGGACAAACUAUUGGCCGUUCAAUAUCCGGUCGUAACCGUAAAUGUGAAAACGGUUGAGACAUCAAUCUUAAAACUGGAUACGAGUGCCAGAGAGGGCUCGAAAUCAUUUAUUAAUAAUUUGUGGCGAUCUCUGGGUAUCGAUCCGACGGCCACUCCGGCGGACAUGACUUUAGGGGAGAUCGGAAUUGAAUCCAUAUUUGCCUCAGAAUUACAGCAAGAAUUGGCAAAACUCUGUAAUCAAACGAUUCACUUGAAAAUUAUUAAACACAUGUCUGUCGGACUCCUUCGGGACUUUGAGUCCGGAGGCGAUCACACCAUUAAAGCCUAUUUUAAUGGUAUAAAAAGGGCUCAAAUAUCGCUCUCAAAGUAUAAGUUUGUGAUUCCUGUGGAAACACACGUCAGACUCAAUAGUGUCUCAAACGGAAAGCCAUUGUAUUUAAUGCCGACUCUGGAGAUGGGGUUUGCAUUGUAUGACAAUUUGGCCCAAAAUAUUAACCGACCGGUCGUUGGACUCAAUUGGACUCCAGAUGUGAACAAAUUGUUGACUUUGAAGGAAGUGAUGAAAUACUUUGCAGAUUUAAUGGCAAGACUUGAACCAAAUGGUGGUUACGAUGUGUUGGGAUCGACGGACGGAGCGAUCAUUUGUGGCCAACUCUUACGGAAAGGUUUGGCAGAGAAGGCGGUUAUGAUUGAUGUGCUGUCGAAACAGCGCUUCCGA